Messenger RNA from Dreissena polymorpha, 1251 nucleotides. RefSeq lists its product as uncharacterized. The transcript is spliced from 2 exons. NCBI's taxonomy places the organism in Eukaryota, Metazoa, Mollusca, Bivalvia, Myida, Dreissenidae. The record is from RefSeq and is a predicted model, not a curated record. The coding region runs from base 1 to 1251 and encodes 416 amino acids.
AUGGGUAAAGCAUCGUCGAAACCAGCUCGCGGUGCGAGUGGAACUACACAUUCAUCCUCCGGUCAAGGAGCGAAAGGAUCUAAAGCUUCAUCUUCAAAUCAAGAAGCGAAACAAACUACAUUUUCAACCUCAAGUCUAGGAGCGAAAGCAACUACAUCAUCAUCCUCAAGUCAAGAAGCGAAAGCGACUACAUCAUCAUCCUCAGGUCAAGGAGCGAAAGCAGCUACAUCAGCAUCCUCAAAUCAAGGAGCGAAAGCAACUACAUCAGCAUCAUCAAGUCAUUGUGCGAAAGCAACUACAUCAGCAUCCUCAAUUCAAGGAGCGAGAGCAACUACAUCAUCAUCAUCAAGUCAAGGAGCGAAAUCAACUACAUCAGCAUCCUCAAGUCAAGGAUCGAAAGCAACUACAUCAGCAUCCUCAAGUCAUGGUGCGAAAGCGACUACAUCAUCAUCCUCAGGUCAAGGAGCGAAAGCAACUACAUCAUCAUCCUUAGGUCAAGGAGCGAAAGCAACUACAUCAGCAUCCUCAAGUCAAGGAGCGAAAGCAACUACAUCAGCAUCCUCAAUUCAAGGAGCGAAAGCAACUACAUCAGCAUCCUCAAGUCAUAGUGCGACAGGAACUAAAGCCUCAUCAUCUGAUCGAGAAGCGGUAGAAACUACAUAUUCAUCAUCAUAUCAGGGAGUGAAUGGAGCUACACCUUCAUCAUCAGAUUCUGGAGCAAAAAUAUGUACAGCUUCAAACUCUGAUGGAAAAGCGAAAGAAACUCCGCAAUUACAAGAUAUACAAAUGGCUGAAAUUGAGGACCGCGUUGCAGACGUCACGCGAGAUGCUGUUGAUCAACUUCGCAACCAAGAACAAGCAAUCACGAAUCAUCUUGAAUUGUUUGAAAUUAAUUUAAAGCGCUCGAUUUAUUCGGGCGCAAUCGAUACUUUGAACGAGCUGAAUCUGGGAGCGCUCAACAUUAUGAGGGACCUUGAAUUGGUAGGAAUGGGCGAAAAGGAGGCAAUCGUCUCAGGUGCAGAGGAUGGAAGGCGGGAAUUGGAGGCAACGUGUAUCAAACUAAAAGAAGACAUUGAAAGAGAAGGAAUUAAGGUCAUGCAUAACAUUGAUUCUGGUGUGCAGGGACUUCAUGAAAGAGAGCACGCGAAGGCACGAGACGGGCAGGCUCUUCUAAAUCAUCCACUGGGCAAGAAAGUCAAAAACCCCAAGCCGUACAGAAGAAUGAAGGGUAAUUAUAAGAACAAAUCUUAA